UUGAAAUCUUAUUCACAUACUUUGGGGGGGGGCGCACAUGACCCCCCACGCCUGACAGCCUCUCCAACACGCACGCGCACGCGCGCACAAGGAAAGGAAGAAGAGCAUUUGAUGCUCUGUGAGGGUUUUCCUGUGAUGACAGCCGGCGGCAGCGUGUGUGUGAGCGCGCGCUCGCGCAGCUCCGGUGUGCCGUGAUUCCACCGGAGCACCGUGUGGAUGCUGGCGGAAGAGGCUCCGUGCCUCCCGGGUCCCGUCGUCGCUGCGCCCGGCUGUGAGCGGUGAUGCUCGGCCUCUCCGCCCGGAUGCGCCCCUCUCUGCGCGGCGCGCCGUCCGCCCCGCUGCCCGCGAGCCCCCGCAGCGGAGCCCCUCAGACGCCGGAGAAAGGUCUCGGGACCGCGCGUGGGAACCGGGGACCGGAAUUUUAGGGAAAAGGAGAACACGGAAAGGGGGCCCCCCUUUCGUGGAAUGCGGCAACAUGGGGGUGUUUGACCGCGGGGUGCAGAUGCUGCUGACCACGGUGGGGGCCUUCGCCGCCUUCAGCCUCAUGACCAUCGCCGUGGGGACGGACUACUGGCUGUACUCACGCGGCGUCUGCAAAGUCAAGAGCACCAACGAGAACGAGACCAGCAAGAAGAACGAGGAGGUGAUGACGCACUCGGGCCUCUGGAGGACCUGCUGCCUGGAGGGCUCGUAUAAAGGAAUGUGUAAGCAGAUCGAUCACUUCCCGGAGGACGCAGACUACACGGCGGACGCUUCCGAGUACUUCCUACGCGCCGUCCGAGCCUCCAGCAUCUUCCCCAUCCUCAGCGUGGUCCUGCUCUUCAUGGGUGGUCUCUGCAUCGCCGGCAGCGAGUUCUACAAGUCACGACACAACAUCAUCCUCCUCCUCCUCAUC
Pseudoliparis swirei is the source of this 895-nucleotide messenger RNA. RefSeq names its product voltage-dependent calcium channel gamma-2 subunit-like. The transcript is spliced from 4 exons. The annotation marks the transcript as partial. Gene Ontology annotation, cellular component: postsynaptic density membrane; AMPA glutamate receptor complex. Gene Ontology annotation, biological process: transmission of nerve impulse; regulation of AMPA receptor activity; neurotransmitter receptor transport, postsynaptic endosome to lysosome. The record is from RefSeq and is a predicted model, not a curated record. Gene Ontology annotation, molecular function: voltage-gated calcium channel activity; channel regulator activity. NCBI's taxonomy places the organism in Eukaryota, Metazoa, Chordata, Actinopteri, Perciformes, Liparidae.